CGGUGAUUGGCUGAGCGGGCGGUGACGCGGCCGUGGCACAGACAGUGUGACAGAAUCUUCAGUUUUGUUGCAGAUUUUGUUGCAGGUUUGUCGCGAUCGUAACGAUGCUGGUCAAUAAGGUCUUCAGAGCCGGUCUGCAGUCUGGGAUCCGGCUGCAGAGCACCAAUGCUGCUGCUGCCAAAGCAGCUUCCAGCAGCCAUGCAGGAUCCCUUGGCUUCUGUUUCGAGAUGACGGAUCAGCAGAAGGAAUUCCAACAGCUGGCAAGGAGAUUUGCACGUGAAGAAAUGGUGCCUGUUGCAGCUGCUUAUGACAAGAGUGGUGAAUAUCCAUUCCCCGUCAUCAAGAAGGCAUGGGAGCUUGGUCUGGUGAACGGUCACAUCCCACAGGAGUAUGGUGGAAUGGGCUUGUCAAUCUUUGACAGCUGUCUCAUCACAGAGGAGCUGGCUUACGCCUGCACGGGAAUGCAGACCGCCAUGGAGGCAAACUCGCUGGGGCAAAUGCCUGUUAUUAUUGCUGGCAGUGACGCACAGAAGAGGAAGUAUCUUGGGAGGAUGACCGAGGAGCCUCUCAUGUGUGCGUACUGUGUCACUGAGCCCGGGGCAGGUUCGGAUGUGGCCGGCCUCAAGACUCGAGCUGAGAAGAAGGGUGAUGACUACGUUGUGAACGGACAGAAGAUGUGGAUCACCAACGGAGGGAAAGCCAACUGGUACUUCCUUCUUGCUCGCACCAACCCUGAUCCCAAAUGUCCUACCAGCAAGGCUUUUACUGGCUUCAUUGUGGAUGCAGACACCCCAGGAAUUCAAAUAGGAAGGAAGGAGAUGAACAUGGGUCAGAGGUGCUCUGACACCAGAGGGAUCACCUUUGAGGACGUGAGGAUACCGAAGGAGAACGUCCUGAUCGCAGAGGGAGCCGGCUUCAAAAUCGCCAUGGGAGCCUUCGACAACACCAGGCCACCAGUGGCAGCAGGAGCAACAGGCCUGGCUCAGAGGGCCCUCGAUGAAGCCACCAGCUACGCCCUGGAGAGGAAGACCUUCGGGAAACUUAUUGCCGAGCACCAGGCCGUGUCGUUCCUCCUGGCUGAAAUGGCAAUGAAGGUGGAACUGGCCAGGAUGGGGUACCAGCGCUCUGCUUGGGAAGUGGAUCAAGGCCGCAAAAACACCUACUAUGCCUCCAUCGCCAAGGCGUUCGCCGGAGACAUCGCCAACCAGGUGGCCACCGACGCCGUCCAGGUCUUCGGAGGCAAUGGCUUCAACAGCGAGUACCCAGUGGAGAAGCUGAUGAGGGACGCAAAGAUCUACCAGAUUUACGAAGGCACAGCUCAAAUCCAAAGGCUCAUUAUUGCAAGAGAACACCUGGGAAGAGCCAAGAAAUGAACCCUGCUGCCUGACGUGUGUUGUAGUUUCUCUGUACAUAAUUUGUUUCUACUAAAGGAAAUCUCCCACUUACACUCAGGACGCAGCUCAGACGAUCAUUUGCCUUAAUGUAGUUUCAUCCUGCUGCUUUUUAUCAGACUGAUCCGGACCUUAGAAAGGGAGACUGCCAUCUCUAAUCAUAAUAAACAGUUAUGUACAGUAAAUAUCUGGCCAUAUCUGGUUUAGCACAUGUUUGCAAACCAGUAAACAUCAUUCUUUUGCUAAAUUAGAUAUUUUUCAUACUAUUCUUGGACAUGAGGGAAUUGAUAAGUUGAUCAAAUCUGCACACCAACUGUUUUAGACUGAUACUGAUUAUGUUCACAUUCAAUGUUCUGAUGUGCAGUCAAAUGCGAAAAGGCGAAUGUAUUUGACUUCAUGCCUUAUUCAGCCUUUGACAUCCUUAAACGAUUGCGUUUGUAGAAUAGCAUCGGAUGUGAGAAUGACAUUUUCACUAUAAUGUGUAGAGACACAAAUGUAUAUAAUAACUGCUUGAUAUCUGAAAAUGACUUCCAACAGCUCUGCAUUGAAGAACUCCGGUCGCAGAGGGAUCAGUUUUACAUUUCCUCUCUGCAGAGUUGUUGUUUCGAAGUGUUGAAUGUGAUAUUGUAUGAGGGCUGUUGCCUUGACAACACAUUUUGUUGACUGUAUGCCAUCCAUUUAUUAAAUUAUUCCAUGCCUUCUAGAUGUCAUGGUGGUGUUGCUUUCAUCAACAUAAAGAAAAUUAGUUUGAAUUUUUUCAUCUUUUCUUGUUGAGAGAUCAAGAAAAACAGAAACUGAGGUGGAUGUGACUUGGUGACGACACAUUUUCCAGUCUUACAAACUGGGAUGAACUUUUCAUUGUUUAUGCAACUGGAGAUGAUUCAUUCAAACUUUUGAAAGAUCAACCAAAUAAUGAGUACAGUUUUUUUUUUAUUCUUUCACAAUUCACUCUUUUUUUUUUUUUUCUUGUUUUGUCCAACUGAGCACAAAUUUCUUUUUUUUUUCCCCUCUCCGCUAUUGUAGUCCAUCUACUGCUGGGAAAUGUGUCAUCCUGUACUUUCCUCGUCAGUAUGAAGGGCUAUGAGAUUGCUAAAUGUAAAAUAAAUAAAAAAUCCAAUCCUGUAA
Cololabis saira (Pacific saury) is the source of this 2516-nucleotide messenger RNA. It is a transcript of the gene acadm, whose product is annotated as acyl-CoA dehydrogenase medium chain. The coding region runs from base 105 to 1373 and encodes 422 amino acids. NCBI's taxonomy places the organism in Eukaryota, Metazoa, Chordata, Actinopteri, Beloniformes, Belonidae. Gene Ontology annotation, cellular component: mitochondrion. Gene Ontology annotation, molecular function: flavin adenine dinucleotide binding; medium-chain fatty acyl-CoA dehydrogenase activity. The transcript has 12 exons. The record is from RefSeq and is a predicted model, not a curated record. Gene Ontology annotation, biological process: fatty acid beta-oxidation; medium-chain fatty acid catabolic process.